UAUUCUCUCUCAACCAUAUCUUGGUCAACUUCAACGACGCCAUCUGCGACCACACCUACUUCCGUCUCCUCACCUCAUAUUUCCUUCCAUCCAUCUAAUUCCGACUACUCCAUGCAACAAUCUCUUCCUACCUAUCAAUUGUAUCAGCCAAUAAUGCCUAUUCCCCAAAUGUCAUCUCGUAGAAACGGUGUUAAUACACAGAUAUUUCCGGGUGGAAUGGGAGAAUUUGUAAAUAUGACAUCAAGAAUGGUACAUCAACAAGGAUUGUAUCUGACACAAGGUAUGGCACAGAGUGGGGUUAUUGACAUUGAUAAAAGACCGCCAAAGUCAACAGAGUUGUUUGAUCCUAAUGGAAAUGGGCGGAGUAUUUCGAAUACAGGAUCUGUUUCUCUAUCGACUACUACAAGCCAAAGCCCAGUCGUCUCACCUGGGAAUUUAGCAAAUGUACUCGAUGGAAGUAUGAUGCGUUCACUAAGCCUGACGUCAUCAUCAGUAGGGCCUCAAGGGAGAAAGGAGUUUGGACAGAUGCAUAACCGGUCGGUUUCGGCCUCGCCAGGUAGUGUUGGGAAGAAGAAGGAGCAAUCAGGACUGUUGUUUGAUUAUUCGGCACAAGCACCCUAUGAGGGUGUUAAGCCUAGUGACGCCAACAAACCACCGCAACCAGGUCACAUAUUAGAACUGUACGAUUUUGCUGAAAGUGACUCACUUGAAGACGUCAAUUUCUCAAAUGCAACCAUGAAACGCAUUCCUCCUGCGGGGUCGACAUCUAAGAGACCCACGAUUUUGGUGAUAUUUAAGACUUCUCGCGAGGCUAGCGAAGUCUUGCAAAGUAGACAUGGAGAGAGGUUCAAAAUUAAGAUGUGGGCACCGUUGCCCAAGAGCUCUGUUGGAAGUGGAAUAAAUACGAGUGCUGGUGGAACAAGUGGAAAUGGGGAAUAG
This is a messenger RNA of Paraglomus occultum, 939 nucleotides long. NCBI's taxonomy places the organism in Eukaryota, Fungi, Glomeromycota, Glomeromycetes, Paraglomerales, Paraglomeraceae. The record is from the annotation of a GenBank genome assembly.